Molecule: messenger RNA, 2201 nt
Organism: Gasterosteus aculeatus aculeatus (three-spined stickleback)
Lineage: Eukaryota; Metazoa; Chordata; Actinopteri; Perciformes; Gasterosteidae
Product: NADH-cytochrome b5 reductase 2
Cellular component (GO): mitochondrion
Molecular function (GO): oxidoreductase activity; FAD binding
Source: RefSeq, a predicted model, not a curated record
CUCCAAAUCUGAGUAGAUGAAGGACGCGUUGCCGCUUCUCUCCCCGACUCCCUGCACACACAUAAGAACGGCACGAGCAUGAGGGGAAAUGUGAAGCAAGAAAUGCAUUUAUACCAACAUGAUCACGCAUGCAGCACUCCGUGUCCUUCUGGAGACCUUCUGGAGACCUUCUGGAGACCUUCUGGCCUCUGCGGUCCAACGUCGAACACUGACUCUCCACAGAACGGAGGCCUGGUUCAUUUGACAAUCCUACUUCCUGUAUCAUCUCUUACAUUUACGAGCCGCCCCGAGACGUCUCCGUGGCAGCGGCUAGGGAGCCGUGCCUUGCUCGUGGGCACGUUGACGGGAAGUGUCGACGACGAGCUUGUGGCGGCAUACCGGUAGACUGUGUGUCACAACAUCAGUGGACAUCCUGAGACAUGUGACGUACUUCUGCUUCUCCGUGCACUCUGGGACAUGAAGGAAAUCUCGCUGGGGUUCAAAGAUCCAGGCCACCUUUCACCCAGCACGAAGCCCCGCCCCCCUUCAGAGGCCUGUGUGUGUGUGUGAGACAGACACAGCUUGACUCAGUGCGGCCUGACAGCCCGGCGGCGUCACGUUGAAACUAUGGAUCAGAACUUGAUUCUCCCGGUGGUGGUGGCUGUUUCAGUGAUGGUAGUGACCCUGCUGUACGUCCUCCUGGGGGGACACAAGAAGAAGAAGCUGCCUGUCACUCUGCACGACCCCACGGUUAAAUAUCCCCUUCCUCUGGUAGACAAACAGGAGAUCAACCACGACACAAAGAAAUUUCGGUUUGGCCUUCCAUCUGCAAAUCAUGUCCUUGGCCUGCCAGUAGGUCAGCACGUGUACCUGUCAGCCAAGGUGAACGGCGGUCUGGUGGUCAGAGCCUACACGCCGGUAUCCAGGGACGAGGACCGGGGACACGUGGACCUUGUGCUCAAGGUGUACCACAAGAACCGCCACCCUUCCUUCCCAGAGGGGGGGAAGCUGUCCCAGUACCUGGACAACAUGUCCAUCGGAGACGUCAUCGACUUCAGGGGACCCAAUGGGCUGCUCGUGUACAAGGGACACGGCCACUUCUCCAUCCGACCAGACAAGAAGUCGGAGCCCAAAGUUCGGAGGUUCAAGCACGUCGGGAUGGUUGCCGGGGGAACAGGUAUUACUCCCAUGCUGCAAUUAAUUCGCAGUAUCACUGCAGAUCCCACUGACGACACCAAGUGCUCCCUCAUAUUUGCCAACCAGACGGAGAGAGACAUCCUACUGAGGGACGAGCUGGAGGAGGUGAAGAAGAACCACCCCGAUAAAGUGAAGCUGUGGUUCACUCUGGACAAACCUCCACGGGAGUGGAGCUACAGUUCCGGGUAUGUGACCGGUACCAUGAUGAAGGACCACCUCCCCGCGCCAUCUGCCGACGUCCUCGUCGUCCUGUGCGGCCCUCCACCGAUGAUCCAGAAGGCCUGUCUCCCAAAUCUGGACAAGAUAGGACACAGAGCAGAAAACAUUUUCGCCUACUAACGUUCUGACUAUCGCUUCACAAUGUUCCGUUGUGUAUCCAAGCAUGUGUGAUUCAGACGCAGCAGCACAAUGACAAUGUAUGACAAAUACUGCCAUCAAAAUCACCCCUUAAAAUCACUAUGACAACUUCUAUGGAGUCAGCUACACAUUUGGAAUCUGUUGGAAGUGUUUCAUGGAACUAUCUAGCGUGGCCUGUUGCGCCACAUCAGCGAUUCCCAAAGUGUGGGCCCACUGGUGGUCCGCGAAGGUACUGCAGGUGGGCCGCCAGAGGUCAUUUACAAUGAAUAAAUAAAAAUGGUUUUAAUUUUCAAUUUUGAAAAGUUUGAAAUUAAUAUGAAAAUGUUUAUGAUUUAAAUUACGUGUUAUUCAAAAGGCGCCGCCAAACAAAACAAUGUCACAUGGGGCACCGUCUAAAUAUAUAUGAGCUCCGGAGAAAAUGGUACACAAAACAUACAUUGUCUGUUAACACAUUUUUAAUCGUUUAAAUUCUUAAGGCCAUUUAAUCAUCCCUAGUUUAUGCUUUGAUCAGAGUUGUGAUUAAAUGUUUCGGGUGGGCCGCAAAAGUGGGCCGCGGCGUUCUUGAGUUUGGGAACCGCUGCACUACGUCAACAGUAGGACUGUCCUUUAAUGACACACGUAUUUAGGCUAAAACGGGAACUCAUGUGGAAUAAAGAUGUAAAACAGCA